UUGAUGACAAAGCAAUCAUUAGCUGUCUGAUGCAGUUUAUUGUACAUCUGUUGUGCCUAGAUAUAAACGUAUCCACACUAAAGAAACAAUAAAUGAUGCAUGAUUUUUGGAUUUGCCUCAGGUGAAAUAUGUCUUGCCAUAUAGAUCUUUUUAGUACUGCUUUUGUUCAUCUCAUCAUAACUUAAUCUGCUCCGGGCCUUUUGUAUAUUUAACUCAAAUUCCAUAGUGAGGACAGAGGGCACAAAGUUCACUGUAACAGAUGUAGCUGCGGUGGUAGGUUUUUUUUUCUGUUUUUAUGACCACAGUGUCUUCUCUCAGUCAUCCUUGGGGCAAUCAUCGCUAUAAAACAAUCCCCCUUGCUGUGUUUCUGUUGCCUCUUGACCUCAUCACACCCAUCUCACGGACGUUGUAAACAAACUCAAACAAACCACGAUCAGCAGAUCGCUUCUGCUUGUCCAUUAUCCACUGACCAAAGUGACCGCUUCAGCCCUACGCGCAUACCAAGAACACAAGAAGCCGUAACUGUGGCCACCUCAAAAAUAUCCAUCUUCUUCACCAUGAACUUGUAAAAGUUGGUUUUCUUGGUGAGGCUGUUGGAUGAGUUGUGUAAGUGUCCUCACAUGGCAGGAUGAGCGGUAAAAAAUGCUGACAUAGAUUUCCUGUCAGGAUAUAGUCACAUGGGGGGAGUUGUAACUUUUUUACACUUCAUAAACUUGUAGAGGAAUUAGAGGAAGGUUGGACAACAGAGAGGUAGGAACAUCUUACUGUGUUUAGCUUUGAUUUAAGCAUAUAUCAGUGACUUUUGAAAGAACUCCUUUUUCUUCUGCUUGAACUGCAUCCCAUUAUUCAACAUUAAUACUUUUUUGCAAUGGCUUUUAGUGCCUUCAGACAAGCUCACAUAUAUGAAAAACGAGCAGUCUCGAAAGAGGACAAAUCCUGCAUCCAGUGCCUUGAGUGCUAUGACCAAAAUGUUUACAUAGGGACUAAAGAUGCAACAGUCCAACACCUCAUUCUGACAAGCAGCACAAAUGGAGACAAGAGCCCUGGCCUGACCAAAAUCAGAGAAGGUAGAGCAAGAAAACUAGGCUCAAGCAACUCUGUAAAUCAACUGAGGGCAGUCCCACUUUUCAACCAUCUGCUGGUCCUGUGGGACCGGAGCGUUACUGCCCUCAACAUGUUUUCCUUAGAGCCUGUUCCUGCUCUGAAGAAGAUCCAGCAUGUGUCUUUGUUUGAGGUGUGCGACUCAUUGCUCGCAUCGGAGGGGACGUGUGUGCAGAUGGUGACGUCUUCCAGCCGCAGGAAAGUGCUCCGGAUCCAUGUGGUGGGAGUGGACAGGUGGGAGGUUGUAAAGGAAGUCUCUGUGCUCCAAGACCCUGUGGCCUUGGCGGUGGAUGGUGCAACUCUGUGUCUUGCCACCAGUGACAGGUACCUCCUCUGUGAUAUUCAGACUGGCAGCUGUGAGGAGCUCUUUCCUCAUAAUCACAGCAGGCAGCAUGUUAUCGUUACCUCACUGGGAGAAGGAGAAUUCCUCUUGAAUGGGCCCGAAUUUUUAGGCAUGUUUGUGAUGAAGACAGGGAUAUGCCAGCGCCCUCCCCUUCAGUGGCCUCAGGAGGUGCUGGCAGCCGGGGCAUGUUUCCCUUACGUCCUAAGCCUGCAGCCCGAACUGUUGUCUGUUUACAGCAUGUUGGAUCAGCAACGCAAACAGACUGUGAGUCUCACUGGAGCAAGGGGUCUACUUUCCACUUCAGAUGGUGUGUUAGUGUUCACAGAGAGAGACAUUUUCAGCCUGAGCCUGGUGCCAUUCGAAGAGCAGAUCCAGGCACUUGUAAGGCACCAAAGGGUUGAGGAGGCCUUAUUGCUGCUGGAAGGGGCUCAAAGCCGUCAUCCACUUGACUCAUACAAGGAGCUACAGAAGGCCAUCACUUGCCUGGCUGGAUUUGCUCAUUUUUACCAGGAGGGUUUUUCCCAAGCCAAAGAUCUAUUCAUUAAAGGUGAGCUGGACCCGAGAGAAAUCAUCCGCCUCUACCCGGAUAUGUGUCUCAGCGAGGACUUUCAAUCUCAUCUUGAUCAAAUAAACAAGGGCAGAGAUCUCCAGGUGCUCAAGAAGGAGGACAGAAACAAAUUUCAUCAUUACCUGGCCUUCCUGGGAGAUUUUCUCAGAGCAGUAAGGGGGACAGAGAGAGGCCUGAAGUGCAGUAAGGAAGUGGACAGCACCCUCCUGAGGCUGUAUGUAGAAAUGAACGAUGAUGAAAAACUCCAACAGCUUGUUGCUUUUCCCAGUAAGUGCAGUCUGGACCUCUGUGUCCCUGUUCUGGAGCAACACCACAGAUUUUUUGCUUUAGGUUCCCUCUACGAAAGCCACGGGCUGCACACUGAUGCAGUAAAGACUUGGGUGAAGAUUACAGAUGGCUUGUGUAAAGAUUCUUCCUGCUCAGAUGUAUAUGGACACAUCGUGGCGACUCUCAGUCAGCUCAGAGACAAAGACACCGUGUGGGCAUUUGCAGAUUGGACUUUACAAAGAAACCAAGAGACAGGUGUGCAGAUUUUCAUCAAGCGCCCACCAGAUGGUCAAUUUGAAACACAAGAUGUCCUCACAUUCUUGGAGACGUUUCCACUGGCAUUGAUUUUCUAUCUUGAGUACUUAAUCCAUGAUUUAAAUAGCGAGGAAGAGAGCCAUCACAACCGUCUGGCCCUGGCAUAUGUUACUCAGAUGCUGCAAAAGGAAGAUGAAAGAGUGAGGGUGACCAGAGGGAAGCUGCAGCAGCUGCUAUGGGAGUCCAAAUUCUAUAACAUCUCCACAGUGCAUGACAGAGUAAAGUCAACAACCCUACACCCAGAAAAGGCCAUUCUCCUUGGUAGGUCUGGUGAACACUACCAAGCACUGCAGAUGCUUGUACAUGAGGAGAAAGACCUCCAGGCUGCAGAGGCCUACUGCUGCAGGGCAGCCCAGGACCAGGACUCACAAUUCAGGGAGGUCCUCCUGCUCACUCUUCUCCAAAUCUACCUGAGCUCCAAGGAUCUCACAGGCGCAGCUGUGGAUCUUCUUAACAGCCAACCUCAUGUUUUUGCACUGGAGAAGGUACUCCAGCUCCUUCCUGAGUCCUGGUCUGUUCAACUGGUCUCUCAGUUUUUAGUCGUAUCCCUCAGGGAAACCUUCCACCAGAGGCAGAUGGUGAGAUUGCAACAGGCUUUGGCCCAGGCGGAGCUCCUGAGGCACAAGGUCACUUGGAUGCAGGUCUCAAAAACAAAGUUCAGAGUGGACAAGGAGCAGAAAUGUAGAGUUUGCCAGAGAGAACUUACAGAACCACACUUUGUUCGUAACCUGCGAGGUGAGGUGGUGCACAUAAGCUGCAUGGGCUACUCUGCAUUAUAACAACAGACUUUUUUUUCUCACUGGACUUUUAAGAAUCUCCUUCAUUUUUUACAUUUCUGCUUCCAACCUGAUGAUUGGUCUGAUCAUAGAGCCAGACUCUACCAGAAUCAAAGUCAAGGACAACUUUGCUACUAAGAUUUUAAAAAAAAAAUGUUUAAACAAAGGGAUUCAAACUGGAAAAGAACAAGCAAUGCAGUUUUUGCAGGCAACCAUUUUUAGACAGAUUGUAGACAUCAAGAGCAAUAAAGUCAGUUGAGAAAAACCCUCAGGGGUGUAUAUUCACUGAUCAGACAGUGGUAUUUUACAUGGAAACCACCUGUGGUCACCCUGAUGACCAGAAGGAAUAUGGCCGUCCUCCACUGCUGUAUAUAUACAUCCCUGCCAUCAUGGUUUCCACUGUGUAUAUUUGUGUACACAGAGCUGGAAAUAGACAGUCAACAACCGAGAGGCUGCACGUGAGAGACUUUUUUUAUUCAGCACAAGCAUUAAUAAACGUUUAUUACACCCUGAAAUAGAAAUCACAAUUGCAGGUUUAAAACUGGAACGUAAACACUGUGGUCAAAGUUUUGAGUCACUUUAAUUUAAUAAACUAAUUUUACGAGCAAGCAAAUGACAUGUCUGCACCAUCUAUAGAAUAUUUUUUCCCCAGCAUCAUUCCUGUAUCAUUAGAGAGCUUCCAAAAACUAUCACACAAACUCCAGUGCGUCCACAUGUACAGCAUGGAAAUCAUCUGAACACUUAAACAUAUAUCAUUAAAGUCAUAAAGUAUUUGUCUGUUUGUGCUGUAAUUUUGUCAUUAAGGCUAACCAUAGCAAUUUCUUUAUUCUGAUGCAUUUUGAGAUAAGCGCUCAGGAGACGCCUAAAGCAGCAGCACUAACUCGGGCAUGUGGUUGGACUGCUUAAGGUUUCAGCUGGAGCUGAGUGACUAAUUGUAGUACAGAUAAAUGG
Messenger RNA from Haplochromis burtoni (Burton's mouthbrooder), 4321 nucleotides. RefSeq names its product transforming growth factor-beta receptor-associated protein 1. The coding region runs from base 869 to 3373 and encodes 834 amino acids. Gene Ontology annotation, biological process: endosomal vesicle fusion; vesicle-mediated transport; autophagy. The record is from RefSeq and is a predicted model, not a curated record. Lineage: Eukaryota; Metazoa; Chordata; Actinopteri; Cichliformes; Cichlidae. Gene Ontology annotation, cellular component: membrane; cytoplasm. The transcript is spliced from 11 exons.